Molecule: messenger RNA, 4536 nt
Organism: Pogona vitticeps (central bearded dragon)
Lineage: Eukaryota; Metazoa; Chordata; Lepidosauria; Squamata; Agamidae
Source: RefSeq, a predicted model, not a curated record
AAUGAGGACCAAGUAGACACCAACGGAUUUGACAGUAAGGGGAUCAGUGUAUUUAGCAAGAGCAUUUUCAGUAGGGACUGAAGUGCCAGCCUGAGAGAAAAGGAACUCUUGAGAGGAGAGGUCACUGAAGCUGUAACACAAUUGGAACAAAAUAUGGAAUGGGUUUCAUUGGUGACUGCAUCCAGCCAAACAAACAGUAUUGACAGUAGCUUGAAAAUCACCAGUUAGCAGUUUCUUCACGCUCCAACACUACACAGCACUUUCCAGAGAGAACUCAUUGUGUGCAAGAAAUCUGCUUUACAAAUUGGUCUCAGCAACCUACAACUUUGUCUAAUUAAAUACUUACAAAGGGGAAGGUUAUCUACAAGAACAUCCAAGAAAAAUGGCGCUGGAUGAAUACCUGUGGAUGGUUAUUGUGGGUUUUAUCAUUGCCUUUAUCUUGGCAUUCUCAGUUGGGGCAAAUGAUGUUGCCAAUUCUUUUGGUACGGCUGUGGGCUCUGGUGUAGUCACUUUGCGCCAGGCCUGCAUUCUUGCUUCAAUUUUUGAAACGACUGGUUCAGUGCUACUGGGAGCAAAAGUAGGGGAAACUAUUCGUAAGGGUAUAAUAGAUGUGAACCUGUACAACAGCACUGUGGAUCUACUGAUGGCAGGAGAAGUCAGUGCAAUGGUUGGAUCUGCAGUUUGGCAACUGAUAGCAUCAUUUUUAAGGCUCCCAAUAUCUGGAACACAUUGCAUUGUAGGUGCUACUAUUGGAUUCUCAUUAGUUGCAAUUGGUACACAAGGAGUCCAAUGGAUGGAACUUGUGAAGAUUGUUUCUUCUUGGUUUAUCUCCCCACUUUUAUCUGGUAUGAUGUCUGGUGUGCUGUUCCUGCUGAUUAGAUUCUUCAUCUUAAAUAAGGAAGACCCUGUACCAAAUGGCCUUCGUGCCCUUCCAGUGUUCUAUGCUGCUACAAUAACAAUUAAUAUGUUCUCCAUAAUGUAUACAGGUGCCCCAGUCUUAGGAAUCACUCUUCCUAUGUGGGCAAUAGCACUAAUAUCAAUUGGUGUAUCACUAGUAUGUGCUGCCUUAGUCUGGAUAUUUGUUUGUCCAUGGAUGAAACGAAAAAUAGCAAGUCGGUUAAAGAAAGAAGGUGCAUUAUCAAAGAUAUCUGAUGAAAGCCUUGAUAAAAUUCAAGAGGAAGACUUGCCUGUCUUUAAGGAACUUCCUGGUGCCAAAGCCACUGAUGAAAGUACCAUUCCUCUCACUGCUUCUGCAACAGAGGAGGCUGGUGCAUCAGACAGUAUAGCAAAUGGAAGUCAUCCCCGCGUGCCAUACGGAAGGGCAUUUUCCAUGACCCACAGCAUGGUGAAAUCUCCAAUUUCCAAUGGCACAUUUAAUUUUGAUAGCCAAAUGAAGAGUGAUAUACAUGUAUAUCACACUGUGCACAAAGACUCAGGAUUGUACAAAGACUUACUGCACAAAAUACACUUAGACAGAGGUGCUGACGACAGACCAACACAAGAAAAUAACUACAAGUUAUUGCGGCGCAACAACAGCUAUACGUGUUAUACUGCUGCCAUAUGUGGGAUGCCAGUGCAUUCGUCCUUCAAGGCUGUUGAUGUGUCGGCUGCAGAAGAUAGUGAAAAGCUAGUUACUGACACGGUGUCUUAUUCAAAAAAGAGAGUUCGUUAUGACAGCUAUUCCAGCUAUUGCAAUGCUGUGGCAGAAGCAGAAAUUGAAGCGGAUGAAGGUGGUGUGGAGAUGAAAUUGGCCUCUGAGUUAGUGGCUCCUGCCCAUCCAACUGAGGAUCCUGUAGAAGAAGAGAGAGAUGAGACAGACUCCUCACAAGUCCACCUGCUCUUUCAUUUUCUCCAGAUCCUUACGGCUUGCUUUGGGUCUUUUGCUCAUGGAGGCAAUGAUGUUAGCAAUGCUAUUGGCCCUUUGGUUGCCCUUUGGCUUAUAUAUGAGCAAGGUGGUGUCCUGCAGGAAGCUCCUACUCCUGUUUGGCUCCUGCUGUAUGGAGGUGUUGGCAUCUGUGUGGGCCUUUGGGUCUGGGGGCGAAGAGUGAUUCAAACCAUGGGCAAAGAUCUGACACCCAUCACACCCUCGAGUGGAUUCACUAUUGAGUUGGCUUCGGCGUUCACAGUUGUGGUAGCUUCCAAUGUUGGACUUCCUGUCAGUACGACACACUGCAAGGUUGGCUCUGUGGUAGCAGUUGGUUGGAUACGCUCCAAGAAGGCCGUUGACUGGCACCUCUUCCGCAAUAUCUUUCUUGCUUGGUUUGUGACUGUUCCUGUUGCUGGCUUAUUCAGUGCUGGCAUCAUGGCAAUUCUCAUGUAUGGUAUCCUGCCAUAUGUCUGAUUUAGUUGUUUCUUCAGGGAAGAAGGGAGUCUUUCUUUAAAUAAAUGAAGCCAAGAGCUGUCUCAGAAUGCAAAGCUCCCUAUUUAAACCAUAUACUGCAGUAUGUGCUAGUCAGCAAGGAUUUAUCCUCAGUAUCUUAACAUCUGCUGUACAUAUCAUCAGUGUCAUUGGUUGACAUAACACGUGGUGCCGUUUUCUUCUGUAUUAAAGAAAUAUAUAUAUAUGCUUAUAGUAGGUAACACUACCUUAAAUUAUAAGUGAGGUGAAAAUAAUUGCCUAGAACUUAAUCUCUAGUAAAACUUGUACAUAAUGUAUCAUUUAGUGGCAUUUUUAAAAAAAUCUUUUAGAGAGGCUGGGAUGUUUUGUCAGUUUGAUAUAUGAUAUCUGAAGCAAAGUGCAAAAUGAAUACACUUCUUUUUUUAAACAAAUCUGUUUAAUAGUACUGGAGCAAAACAGUGCAGAAGUAUAUUGGUAAAAAGAUUGUUCAUAUCAUAUUGUUGUGUAUAAAUACUGUAUGAACAUUGAUUUUAUAAAAACUUACAAAGAUGUAGCUUUUUAAUGGUGCAUUUCCCUCAUAUAUUUUGGAUAAGAAAGUUUAGAAAGAACCAAAGAAGGGGAAUGGCUUGUCAGUAUUAUAUUAUUUGUUUCUCUGUGUGUGCUGUUUCUCUCCUCACCCAUAUAACUUUCUAAUAAAGAUUAUUUUUUACUCAUCAGCCACCACCAAAGCUUGAAGUAACAUCACUAAUGGUUUACAGUAACUAGUAAAGUGUUGUACUGUUAGAAACUAUACAUCAACUAUUGUCCACAUGGGAUGUAGUGAAAACCAAGUUUUGUUACAUGUUGAACUUGGAACAGUCUCUAAAUAUACAUAUCCCACCCCUUAUAUAUUACUCUGCUUCUGUUCCCAGAACAUCCACUAACUAGCAAAUUGAAGGGGUGGAAGAUGAGGAUUUUGUUUUGUUUUCUUGUUGCCUCCAGUAAGUCUCAGUUGUGCAGUGUCAGUUGGAGGAUGAUGUCCCCAUAUACGUUGAUGAUGCCAUGCGCAGUGUCUAAAGAGAAAAGGAAACAAUCUGGGCUAGCUUUGGGUGUCAACUAAUAGUCAAUGGCCGGUGUUUGAAAGUGGCUGUUAAAAUUGUUGUCAUACAAGUUUUUAAGAUGAGAAGGAACAGACACAAGUGCUACUUUGGACAUUAACUCUUAGCAGAAUGAGAUUUCCUGCAGCAUAGCUCUUUCUUGUACCCAUCAGUAAUAUCAAAUGUCUGAGACCACAUUGCAAGAGUCCACACUGCAGCAUCUUAUGCUAGCAUUGCUGCAGAUCAGGGGUGGCAUGGGAAGAAGCUGCAGUAUGGACUGAUCUGCUAUCACCUUGGAGUUGAGAUGCUGUCAAGGUCAGCUAGAGAGAAUCACCAUGCACUACUGAAGGCAAUCAGACAGGAGCCCUAAGAAACCAGUUCUUCAAAACAAAGAGGCAUCUGGUUUCCCAGUCCCCUGCACCUAGUAAAAUGACAAUGCUACUGAAUAGACCUAGAGGUCUCUGGACGUAGAACUGCAACUUGCUGUAAUUUGUUGGGUGUCUGAUGAGGAUUUCCUUAGUAGCAUUAGAAGAGUAGAGUAGCAUUACCUGAUAAACAGCUGGUGGAAUCUAAUUGCUAUGGAAGACCCCUGGGAAGUUCUGCUGCUGAAGUUAGUCUCUUUUGUACAGCUCACAUUUAUUUCCAGUGGGCUUGUGCAAGAGAUCUUCCUCCUUGGCAUAUUGUGACAGUGCACUUGUUGGAUUUACUGGAGUGAGUUUAUGGAAGCAGUGCUUGGAGGAGUUUGGGAACCUACGACUUUUGAAAUGCUGCUACAGUUUUGAUACAUGAGCUUUCUUGGUACUCCAUUGUGAAACUUUUUCAUCACUCAUUCGUUCUAAAUUUAUAAUAAAAUAAUGAAUUGCCCCAAAACGUCUUUCUUGCUGGUGUUCUGGCUUUAAAAAAAAAAAACUACUACGUACUCUGGGUUUUUUUUCCUCUCUCUUUACAAUCAACUCAAUUACAGGCACUUUUGUAACACAAAACAUUUCUUGCUACUUUGCACGGGUUGUAAAUCAUUUAUUUAUCCUCCCUGUGUGUGAGCUCUUGUUUAGAAUUUUGUAACAAUGGGGGGCAUGCAUACACUUGCCUGCACUUCCCCGCACUGUCAAAGCCCAAAUAAAG